GCGAUGGCGGAGGAGGGGAAGGGGGGCGGGUACAGCGAGCACGAUGACCGCGUGGGCGGCCGGGCGUUCCCGGGGCGGCGGCGGAAGGGCCGGGGGCCGUUCCGGGGGAAGAUGUACAGCGAGGGGAGCCCCCGGGGCCGUCCCCGGGGCCGCGCCCGCCCCGAGGACGACGACGGCGACGUCGCCAUGGCCGAGCCGCACGACGGCCCCCGCGGGCGGUACGUUCCGUACGCGCCGCGCUCCGGCCGCCUGGCCAACAUCAACAUCACGGUGAAGCGCGAGCCCGGCGAGCGCGGCGGCGGCACCGGCCGCGACGGCGGCAGGAGGAGCUGGUUCAAAAUCACCAUCCCGUACGGGAAGAAGUAUGACAAGUCCUGGUUGCUCAGCUCCAUCCAGAACCUCUGCAGCGUCCCCUUCACCCCCGUCGAGUUCCACUACGACCACAACCGGGCCCAGUUCUACGUGGAGGACGCAACCACGGCCAGUGCCCUCAAACAGGUGUCCCGGAAAAUCACCGACAGGGACAACUACAAGGUCGUCAUCGUCAUCAACUCCUCGGCGCCGCCGCAGUCGCUGCAGAACGAGCUCAAACCCGAGGAGAUCGAGCAGCUCAAGCUGUGCAUGAGCAAGCGCUACGACGGCUCCCAGCAGGCGCUGGACCUCAAGAGCCUCCGCGUGGACCCGGACUUGGUGGCCCAGAGCAUCGACGUGGUGCUGAGCCAGCGCAGCUCCAUGGGGGUGGUGCUGCGCAUCAUCGAGGAGAACAUCCCCGAGCUGCAGUCGCUGAACUUGGGCAGUAACCGCCUGUUCCGCCUGGACGACCUCUCCGAGCUGCCCCUCAAGGCCCCGCGCCUCAAAGCGCUCGACCUGUCCCGCAACGAGCUGAAGUCGGAGCGGGAGCUGGACAAGGUGAAGGGGCUGAAGCUGCAGGAGCUGUGGCUGGACGGGAACCCCCUGUGCGACGGCUUCCGCGACCAGGCCAGCUACAUCAGCUCCAUCAGAGAGAGGUUCCCAAAACUGCUGCGCCUGGACGGGCACGAGCUCCCCCCCCCCAUCGCCUUCGACAUUGAGGCGCCGACGACACUGCCGCCCUGCAAGAGCAGCUACUUCGGCUCUGAUGACCUCAAGGCUUUGGUGCUGCGGUUCCUCCAGCAGUAUUACUCGGUGUACGACUCCAGCGACCGGCAGGGGCUGCUGGACGCGUACCACGACGGCGCCUGCUGCUCGCUCAGCAUCCCCUACGGCCCCCACACCCCCCCCAGGAACAGCCUGAAUGAAUAUUUCAAGGACAGCCGGAACGUGAAGAAGCUGAAGGACCCCACCAUGCGCUUCAAGCUGCUGAAGCACACGCGGCUGAACGUGGUGGCGUUCCUGAACGAGCUGCCCAAGACGCAGCACGACGUGAAUUCCUUCGUGGUGGACAUCUGCGCGCAGACGAACACGCUGCUCUGCUUCACCGUGCACGGCCUCUUCAAGGAAGUGGACGGGAAGUCGCGGGACUCGGUACGAGCAUUCACACGGAUGUUCAUCGCUGUGCCGGCCGGGAACAGCGGGCUGUGCAUCGUGAACGACGAGCUGUUCGUGCGCGGCGCCAGCCCCGAGGAGCUGCGCAAAGCCUUCGCCCUGCCCGCGCCCACGCCCUCCUCCAGCCCCGUGCCCACCCUGACGGCCGAGCAGCAGGAGAUGCUGGCGGCCUUCGCCAUGCAGUCAGGCAUGAACCUCGAGUGGUCCCAGAAGUGCCUCCAGGACAACGACUGGGACUACGGCCAGGCCGGGCAGGUCUUCACCCAGCUCAAGCUGGAAGGGAAGAUCCCAGAGGUCGCGUUUCUCAAGUGAACCUUGGAGAUCCCCGCCCCCUCCCCGGGCCCCUGUCCCAUGUUCGAGUCCUUUCGAUCCCCCCGAGUUUUGUAAAUAAACCGAUCAAUUAUUGAUUA
Taeniopygia guttata (zebra finch) is the source of this 1934-nucleotide messenger RNA. It is a transcript of the gene NXF1, whose product is annotated as nuclear RNA export factor 1. Gene Ontology annotation, cellular component: nucleus; cytoplasm. The record is from RefSeq and is a predicted model, not a curated record. Gene Ontology annotation, molecular function: RNA binding; protein binding. Gene Ontology annotation, biological process: poly(A)+ mRNA export from nucleus. Lineage: Eukaryota; Metazoa; Chordata; Aves; Passeriformes; Estrildidae.